AUGUCUGAUAACGAAACUAGCUUUACAAAACAUAAACCUAAAGAAAAAGUCAAUUCCCACAAGCAAAAGAAAGAAUUAUGCCAGUUAGCUAAAAAUAAUCCAAAUUUUAUUCAACAGGAAUUGGCAAAUAAAUUUGGUGAACAAGCUCUUGCUCGUUGGUUUGAUCUUGCACUAGAAAAUAAUAUAACAAUAACUGGUUUAAUUUUGCAAGAAAAAGCCAAACAAAUUGUAGUAGCUUUGGAAAUUGAAAAAUUUAAUGCAUUUGAUGGCUGGUUACAAG
Molecule: messenger RNA, 280 nt
Organism: Racocetra persica
Lineage: Eukaryota; Fungi; Glomeromycota; Glomeromycetes; Diversisporales; Gigasporaceae
Source: the annotation of a GenBank genome assembly